Molecule: messenger RNA, 742 nt
Organism: Glycine soja
Lineage: Eukaryota; Viridiplantae; Streptophyta; Magnoliopsida; Fabales; Fabaceae
Exons: 1
Coding region: 55-615 (186 amino acids)
Source: RefSeq, a predicted model, not a curated record
AGUCUCAGCUUGUGAUCGCAAUUACAUAUAAUAAAAUUUUCAGGACUUUUCAUCAUGGAAGCCUAUUCUAGUUCUUAUUCCUCGUCAUCCAAUUCUUCAUACUUGACCCAAAACAACCAUGAGGACUCAAAAGGGUACGUGAAACAGCAAGUGUACCCUCUUCAAAAUCACAAUUCGUGGCUCCGUUCCGUGAGAAAGACACCAGCAAAGCCGUGGAAGAAGGCACCAGUGGCACCAAUGCCACCAACACCGAUCAAAGUUUACAAAGUGGACGCUAUAAACUUCCGUGACGUGGUUCAGCAGCUCACAGGUGCACCCGAGCACGAGUCCCAGCAGCAGCAUCUCCAAAUCAAAAUCGCACGUGCUGAAUCUGCUGAUGCUCCUAAUGUGCCACCGAAGCAAAACCAAUCAGGCGGAGACACGUGCGGUAAAUGGUACCAGGAGUUUCUCUUAGGAAUGAAUUCUCCGGAGACUAAUACUAAUAAUGAUGGAGCAAUGGCACCGGGUUUUCUAGGAAUGAAUUUGCUCUCACCAAAUUCGUAUAGUAAUUUCUGUUUCUUUCCUCCUUUGAGCCCAAGCGGUGUCACCAGUUUGGAACCAGGGAAGGUUCUCUAGGCCUUUUUACAAGAUUCUAUAUGCUAUAUUGAUAUGUACUUCUGUUCCAUUUUCUACUUUGUUUUUUAGUUUGUUACUGUUAUUACAGUUAAAUUAUUAAUCGGAAAACCUUCAACUUUUAUUAUCA